ACACAAUUUGCUCUCAGACUAUUGCUGUUUCCGUCGACUUUCAAGGUCGCAUUGCUGAAAUUAGUAUAAAAUGGGAAAUUCUGGAAGUAGCGACGUUACAUUGGAACGAGAAGACGACAAAUAUGUAUUAACAGGUGAUGGGAUUAAGCUAUCUCCGGCCUUAUUGGACCGAAUGCUUAGCCAAGAAACGGAAAACGAAAACAACGAAGAUGUCGAGCGGGUUAGAAAGGCGGCUGCUGAUGUUAUUGUCAAAGAGCGACAAAAGCUGGAGGAAGUCGAGAGGGUUGCAACUGCAACUCGAGAAUUGCUGCAGGAGCGGGAAAAACAGAUGACUGAUUUGGUGGAAACUUGGAAGGAUAAACUGGAAAACGAAAAACAAAAACAUAAAAACUUUUAUGACCUCACUAUUCAAGAAUUUGAGGACGCUGUCAAUCAAACCGAAAGUAAACUUAGAAAACCUUCGUUAAAACCAAUAUGUGAGAGUUUUCGAGAUUCUGUUUUACAGUGUUACGCAGAAAACCCCCAAAAAAUUUUAAACUGUUCUAAAACUGUUGCAGAAUUUACUAAAUGCGUUGAAAAUACAAAACAAGAUCUGUUAAAUAGGAAUUAACUUUAGAGCAAUUGCAGGUAAUUUUUUGGUUCAGUGCUGUACACUAUCACACUUGCAUAGAAUAUAUAACUUACGUGAUAAAGCGAAUUAUCAGAAUAUUCCUAUCUUGAUUGAAGUGACAUUAUUCCUGUAUUCUGACAGUUUAAAUAAAUCAAAAUUUGGUAUUUUAAAUAUCUUGAUUCUGCUUGUUUCUUGUGUUAUGUUACAGACUGCAAGAUGCUGGUGACGACAAAAAGAAACAUAUUUUAAAUGUUAUUCUGAAACUGGAGAAAUAUAGAAAAACACUGAGGCACCAAGAAUAAUAGUUGUAUUAUUUCUAUUAGCAGCAUGACAUGCACCUACUAUGUCUUGUUUAUCAAAUCAAUCAAACAAUCAAUUUAUCCGGUAGCCUAUUUUUUCUUGUGUUAACAUUUACAAUUGAUAUUCAUACUUUAGUUGUUGAUUAUUGAAUGACUAUUUUAUUGAAUGUUUUCAUUUCCAAAGUUUCAUAAUCUUCAAUAAUCAGCAGAACUCGAAUAAUUGUGUUUGCGUAUUUCUCCAUCUUUCUGCUUAUGAGAGUGCUACCGUUAAUUGAUUGAAACAUUUUAUGGGAAAGGAAAAUUUGUGCCAUGGAUUGCAAAUAUCUUGACAAGUACUUUUCUUUUUUCA
This is a messenger RNA of Styela clava, 1258 nucleotides long. RefSeq names its product MICOS complex subunit mic25-a-like. Lineage: Eukaryota; Metazoa; Chordata; Ascidiacea; Stolidobranchia; Styelidae. Gene Ontology annotation, cellular component: MICOS complex. Gene Ontology annotation, biological process: inner mitochondrial membrane organization. The record is from RefSeq and is a predicted model, not a curated record.